Trypanosoma conorhini is the source of this 345-nucleotide messenger RNA. RefSeq lists its product as uncharacterized. Lineage: Eukaryota; Euglenozoa; Kinetoplastea; Trypanosomatida; Trypanosomatidae. The record is from RefSeq and is a predicted model, not a curated record. The transcript has a single exon. The annotation marks the transcript as partial.
CCCAAUUUUAGCAUCUGGUCUAUUUUCUCCACCCGUUUCCUCCCCGUCCGUAGUGUUUCCGUGGGAUUCCACUAUAUCACCAAGACUUCCCUGCCACUGCAAUCCCCCUCCAUCAGCACAUUCCUGAUUAGGCAUCCAUUCUCCGCUAGCGCUCGGUUGCCACUGCAUUCCUCCUCCACCAACGCUUCCCUGCCGCUGCACACCCCCUCCGUAGCCGCUUCCCUGCCGCCGCACACCCCCUCCGUAGCCGCUUCCCUGCUGCUGCAUUCCUCCCGCGCCAACGCCUGGCUGUGGUUGCACUACCCCUCCAGCGUAGCCACCAGGUUGCGGCAAUCCUCCCCGUAG